Messenger RNA from Condylura cristata (star-nosed mole), 2410 nucleotides. It is a transcript of the gene VWA5A, whose product is annotated as von Willebrand factor A domain containing 5A. Bases 1 to 2367 code for a protein of 788 amino acids. The transcript has 17 exons. NCBI's taxonomy places the organism in Eukaryota, Metazoa, Chordata, Mammalia, Eulipotyphla, Talpidae. The record is from RefSeq and is a predicted model, not a curated record.
AUGGUGGGGUCCUGUGGCCUACUAACCCGCCAGGAGGAGCCAGUGCCACUAAAGAGCAUCUCUGUGACCUUGUCCAUUUGUGAGUUUGUGGUCGGUGUGUCUGCAACCUUAAACUACGAGAAUGUGGAGAAAGUUCCUGUGGAGGCCUUCUUUGUGUUUCCCAUGGAUGAAGACUCCGCUGUCUACACCUUUGAGGCCGUGGUGGAUGGGAAGAGAAUUAUGGCAGAAUUACAGGACAGGGUGACGGCCAGUGCCAAGUAUGACAUUGCCAUCAGCCAUGGCUACCAAGCCUUCCUCUUGGAAGAGGACAUGUUCUCCAGGGAUGUCUUCUGUUGCAAUGUGGGGAACCUCAGCCCUGGGUCUAAGAUUUCACUCACACUGAGGUACGUGCAGGAGCUGUCCCUGGAAGCGGAUGGGGCCCUGCACUAUGUACUCCCAGCUAUCCUGAAUCCUCGAUACCAGAACUCUAGAUCAUCUGAGGCCAGUUGCCUGAACAUGAAGACUCCCAUAGUGCCGUUAGAAGACCUGCCCUACACACUCAGCAUGGCUGCGUCCAUCCAUUCCCAGCACGGCAUUGACAAGAUCAAGUGCAGCUGCUCCUUGAGUACCAUCGAGUACCCUGAAGCUGAUAAGACUUCAGCCCAGGUUUCUCUGGCUGCUGGACACAAAUUUGAUCAAGAUGUGGAGCUCCUGAUUUACUACAGGGAGGUGCACACCCCCAGUGUAGCUGUGGAGAUGGGGAAGCCUAAUUCAAAGUCAGAUUCUUUGAUGGGGGCUCCAUCUGCAAUGGUGAGUUUUUACCCAGAUAUCCCAGAAGCUCAACCGCCAAUUGCCUGUGGAGAAUUUGUCUUCCUCAUCGACCGCUCAGGAAGUAUGGCGUGCCCCACAAGCAAACAGGAUAUGUCUCAACUGCGCAUCGAGGCAGCCAAGGAAACACUGAUUUUGCUGCUGAAGAGUUUGCCCAUGGGAUGUUACUUCAAUGUCUAUGGAUUUGGAUCUUCCUAUGAGUCAUUCUUUAAGGAUAGUGUGGAGUACACUCAGGAAACGGUGGAGGAGGCAGUGAAGAAGGUCAAGGUUAUGCAAGCCGACAUGGGUAGCACUGAAAUCUUGCUGCCACUGCAGUCCAUUUACAGUAGACCUUCCAUUCCGGACCACCCCUUACAGCUUUUUGUCUUCACAGAUGGAGAGGUUUGUGACACUUUUAGUGUCAUUGCUGAAGUCAGGAGCAACUGUCUGAGGCACAGAUGUUUUUCAUUUGGUAUUGGAGAAGGCGCCUCCACCAGCCUAGUAAAAGGCAUUGCCCGGGCAUCAGGGGGCACUUCAGAAUUUAUUACCAGCAACGACAGAAUGCAGUCUAAGGCUCUUCGAUCCUUGAAACGUGCAUUGCAGCCUGUGGUGGAGGAUGUCACACUGAGCUGGGAUUUGCCUUCUGGUCUGUCUGCUAAAAUGCUUUCUCCAGAACAGACUGUCAUCUUUAGGGGUCAGAGGUUAAUCAUGUAUGCACAGUUGAAUGGGGUGAUGCAGCCUGGAGAGGCAACAGGAGAAGUGUGCUUCCAGUACACAUUCCAGGGCAAGAAGUUGAGCAAUAAAGUGAAAUUUUCUCUAGAGCCCAAGUUCGAUGCCAACCUCACAGUUCACCGCCUCGCCGCCAAGUCCUUUCUCCAGUCCAAAGACCUGGGCUACAGGGACACUCCAGCCAAAGAUAAGAAAGACAUACUGAAAGUCAGCAUGGAGUGCGGAGUCAUCAGCUCCCAAACGUCCUUCAUCGUCAUCAACAAGGAGGCCAGCACGCCAAUCCAGGGGCCGCUGGCCCGGAGGGCUGUUCCAAGGCCAAUGCUCUUGGGAGCUACUUUUGCACGACGACAGCACUCUUCCUGUGCUCCUCCCUCGGCCUUAUCCUCCUUACAUAUUCCGAUGAAUUCAGCCACAAGGAAAGCCACAGGGAAAUCAUCUGGCUCAAGCAUGCCAUGCUGGCAUCAUUCUUGCAAAACUUCUAAGCCCAAGAAGGACAAGCACCUGUACAAUCUAAUCUUUGGCGAUAAUCACCUCGUGCAGUUGAUUUCCCUCCAAAAGGCAAAUGGCUCCUGGGAUUUGGAUGAAGGUUUGGCCAUUGUCCUAGGUAUGAAUUUGUCAGACAUACUGGCUGCUCUCCCUGUGAAGAAUGCAGGUGUUCCAAGCUGGGCCACAGUCCUGGCAGUGCUCUGGCUGCAUGCCAAUGGGCAGGACUUGAAGUGUGAGUGGGAGCUUUUGGAACGAAAGGCUGUGACUUGGAUUCACCUCCAUGCAGGCUCCAUCCUGGAGGUGCUUGUGAAAGCUGCGAUUGCUUUCCUGAAGUCACCUGUGGAUCCUGCUGUCUUUGUCCUGUGAGAGUGCCAUGGAAGAGAGAGAAGUGCCUCUCCUAUGCUGUGGU